Molecule: messenger RNA, 551 nt
Organism: Cuculus canorus (common cuckoo)
Lineage: Eukaryota; Metazoa; Chordata; Aves; Cuculiformes; Cuculidae
Product: lutropin subunit beta-like
Exons: 3
Coding region: 79-522 (147 amino acids)
Biological process (GO): G protein-coupled receptor signaling pathway
Cellular component (GO): extracellular region; cytoplasm
Molecular function (GO): hormone activity
Source: RefSeq, a predicted model, not a curated record
CUCCCCCCCCCACCCCCCCAAACGGGGAGGGGAGGGGGGAGAUAAAGGGGAGGAGAGGCUUCUGCCCCAUAGAGAGCCAUGGGGGGCGCGGAGGUGGUGCUGCUGAUGGCCCUUUUGGGGACCCCCCCGGCGGUUCUGGGGCGCCCCACAGCCCCGGGGACCCCCCUGGCACUUAUGGGGCGCCCCAUAUGUCGCCCCAUUAAUGUGACGGUGGCACUCGAGAAGGACGAAUGUCCCCAAUGUGUGACAGUGACUGUGACAGCGUGCGAGGGGCUCUGCCGGAGCCGAGCUCCGGUGUAUCGGGGGGCCCUGGGGACCCCUCCGCAGUCGGCGUGCGUCUUCGCGGGGACGCGUUACGACCGAUGGGUUCUUCCCGGGUGUCCCUCCGGCAUCGAUCCCACCGUCGCCGUUCCGGUGGCCCUCGGUUGUCGUUGCGGGCGGUGUCCGAUGGCGGACGCCGAUUGUAUCGUCCAAGGUCUCGGACCCACCUUCUGCGGCGCCCCAGGAGGAUUCGGGGUGUAAUAAAAGACCCCCCCUAAAACCUCACGAGG